AUGGCAUCUCCAAGGAAGAUAACUGAGAAGCGGCAUAACCCAGUGGAAAGCAUUUGUAGAAAGAUCAGAGCCAUCCACAAGAGAGAAGCAACUUCAAAUCCAGUUCAGCAGAUUAUCAAAUACCAGUCUAGCAGUUUUGAUAGCCCACAGACCAACACCAAGAAAGAUUUUGAAGAGGUACUGAGGAAAAUGACUGCUGCUUGUGUUCCUACGCCUGACUCUCAUUGGUCAAGUUCUGAGGAAGUGGAUGCCUUCAUUUCAUCACCUCAAAUAAUAUCCCCAAGAACCCCAUCCAUCUCUCACCUCAGCUCCCCUGAGACUGCAACAUACUCUGUUAUUCUCACAAGUUCUGAAAACGUCUUAAAGCUGAAGUCACAGAGCAACAAGAAUUAUACAUCUUUGAUGUCACAGAUCAGAAAAGCAGAGUUUUUCUCUAACAAGGAUUUGAAUAACUAUUGUAGUGAAAAUAAUUUUAGUACCUUAACACCUGACUUUGAUUCCACCUUUGGUCAAAGUUUGAAGUGUUUUCGUCCUCAGGAUUCAGUGGUAAAAAAAUUAUCUCUGAAUGGACAUGGAUGGAAACAAGAAGCUGAUGAUGGUAAAGAAGAUGUAACAUACAGCAUCAACAGGGCCUGUGAAGAAGAGGCACUCACCAAUAUUUUUAAUGCAUGUGACAUAAAACGGAAAGAACUGAUCUGCUCUUCUUUCUCCAAAGGCUCAGUAGGAGUGGCCAAAAUAAUUGAUUUCCUGAGACAGACAACUAGCCAAAAUUCUGAAGACAGUGGCCUUCAGCAGUUGUGGAACAUGCUUGAUCCUGAGAAGAGAGACCCACAUGUGGACCUGGAAACUUUCCAGGCCAUGAUGAAAGAAUGGAUGGCUUACUGUGGAAAAAAAUGGGAAGGAGUGAAUCAUAGAUUAAGCAGCAUCAUUGAUGAUUCUGUUUUUGAACAGGAUGGCAUAAAAUCAGAUGGAACAAUGAAGAUGAGCACAGAUACAACAGAUUCUACGUCGGGGAGCUUCGAGGCUUUGGGAGGAGACACAUCUAAAGGAGUCUUAGAGGUGUCUGAUUUGAUUGCCUACGUAGCAGACCUUCAUUUCAACAAACAAAAACUUGAAGAAGAAAAUAAUAAGUUUAAGUUGGCUUUAGAAAACCUGGAAGAAACUAACAGCCAGUUAUCAGAGGACUGUACCGAAUUGCGCCUUCAGGUAAAAAGUGCCCACCAAGCUAUUAUGAGAACAAAUCUGUUAAAAGAGGAACUGGAGGAACUGAAACUUAGUAUGAAUGCUUCAGAAGAGCAGAAGAGCAUGAUUGUAGCCCAGAGCAAACAAUUAAAUAUCAAGAACAUCAUGGAUAUAGACAGACUGGAAAAGAAGAUUGAAGACUUGUCUAAAACUGAGACAGAGCACCAAAAUUUACGAGGGGAUAAAAAUAAACUGGCUCAUGAGUUACAGCACUUGCAACAGGAACUCAUCACGUAA
Mandrillus leucophaeus (drill) is the source of this 1479-nucleotide messenger RNA. Its product is annotated as lymphoid-restricted membrane protein. The record is from RefSeq and is a predicted model, not a curated record. Gene Ontology annotation, cellular component: endoplasmic reticulum membrane. NCBI's taxonomy places the organism in Eukaryota, Metazoa, Chordata, Mammalia, Primates, Cercopithecidae. The coding region runs from base 1 to 1479 and encodes 492 amino acids. The transcript is spliced from 9 exons.